Molecule: messenger RNA, 1302 nt
Organism: Penicillium brevicompactum
Lineage: Eukaryota; Fungi; Ascomycota; Eurotiomycetes; Eurotiales; Aspergillaceae
Exons: 3
Coding region: 1-1302 (433 amino acids)
Biological process (GO): secondary metabolite biosynthetic process
Molecular function (GO): FAD binding
Source: RefSeq, a predicted model, not a curated record
AUGACUGCACCUAAGAAAGAUUUCCACGUCGCUGUGGUCGGUGGUGGUAUUGCGGGUGUGACUUUGGCAAUCACCCUUCACGACCGCAAUAUCCCGGUCACACUCUACGAGCAAGCUCAUGCCUUUGGCGAAGUGGGCGCCGGCGUGUCAUUUGGCCCCAAUGCCGUCGCUGCCAUGAAAACCUGCCACCAAGGUAUUUUCGAGGCCUUCGAGAAGGUCUGCACGCGCAAUAUGUGGUCGUCCAAGCAGAAUGUCUGGUUCGACUACCUUGAUGGAUAUAGCAUGGGCACAUCGACCUCAGCUCAGAAUUCUAGCCGCCAGGAUAUCGCCUUUACUAUCUCGAACAGUACCGGGCAGACCGGAGUCCACCGCGCCCACUUCCUCGACGAAUUGAUUCGUUUGGUCCCUGAAGGGAUUUCGCACUUCAACAAGCGACUGAACGACAUUACCGAGCGCGAAGAUAGAAAACUCGUCCUGAAGUUCGCCGAUGGCAGCGAGGAUGUCGCUGACGUGGUCAUCGGUUGUGACGGAAUUAAGUCUCGGGUUCGGCAGUUGAUGGUGGGUGAGGAUCACCCAUCUGCCAACCCCACCUACACGCAUAAAUAUGCAUACCGUGGUCUGAUCCCCAUGGAUAAGGCGAUCGAGGCGGUCGGCGAGGAAUUGGCUUCUAAUUCUUGCAUGCAUAUGGGUCCCGGUGGCCACAUGUUGACAUUCCCUGUGAAUCAGGGCAAGACAUUGAAUAUUGUUGCCUUCCACACCACUCCGGAUGAAUGGGCGGACUACCCCAGAUUAACCAGGCAAGGAACGCGGGAGGAAGCUCUCCGAGACUUCGACGGAUAUGGACCUAACGUGAUCAAUUUGUUGAAGUUAACUGACGAAGAACUCAAUGUGUGGGCAAUCUUUGACCUGGGAGAACAUCCUCUGUCUACAUUCUCCAAAGGCCGAGUCUGUCUUUCUGGUGAUGCGGCACACGCCACCUCCCCGCACCACGGCGCCGGGGCUGGGUUCUGCCUCGAGGACACCGCGGUCCUAGCUGCCUUGUUGGAAGACGACCGAGUGAAAACGCACAAGGAUCUUGAGCAUGUCCUCGAUACUUUUGACUUCUGUCGCCGAGAACGGACGCAGUGGUUGGUGCAGAGCAGCAGGAUUGUUGGAGACUGCUAUGAAUGGCAGGCUGAAGGGGUCGGAAGGGACUUCCAAAAGAUUGAAGAGGCGAUCAAUUAUCGAAACGGUAUCAUUGCCAAUGUCGAUAUUGAUCAGAUGUGUGAAGAUGCUCGACAACAGCUUGCCCAGAGGCUUUGA